Molecule: messenger RNA, 495 nt
Organism: Hibiscus syriacus
Lineage: Eukaryota; Viridiplantae; Streptophyta; Magnoliopsida; Malvales; Malvaceae
Product: tubulin beta chain-like
Exons: 2
Coding region: 1-495 (164 amino acids)
Biological process (GO): microtubule cytoskeleton organization; mitotic cell cycle
Cellular component (GO): cytoplasm; microtubule
Molecular function (GO): structural constituent of cytoskeleton; GTP binding
Source: RefSeq, a predicted model, not a curated record
AUGGACUCCGUCAGAUCUGGUCCUUUUGGCCCGAUAACUUCGUCUUCGGUCAGUCUGGUGCUGGGAACAACUGGGCCAAGGAUCAUUACACCGAGAGAGCUGAGCUCAUUGAUUCCGUUUACAGGCUUUGAACUUGUUCUUGCUUCAGAGCUUUUUGUUACCAAUAGCUGGUCUCAGAAAGCUCACCUGAAAAGGGAAAGAAAAAAGAAUAUAUGCCUUCAAUUCUCACUUUUAAGUGUCUUUGGUACAGGAUUUCAAGUUUGUCAUUCUUUGGGAGGAGGUAUUGGAUCUGGAAUGGGAACCCUUCUUAUAUCCAAGAUUGGGGAGGAGUAUCCAGAUCGCAUGAUGUUGACUUUUUCGGUAUUCCCUUCCCCUAAGGUGUCCGAUACAGUUGUUGAACCAUACAAUGCUACCCUUUAUGUUUAUGAGCUUGUUGAGAUUGCUGAUCUCUAUGAAAUCUGCUUCCGCACCAUUAAGCUUGCCACGCCAACUUGA